This is a messenger RNA of Columba livia (rock pigeon), 1446 nucleotides long. RefSeq lists its product as uncharacterized. The record is from RefSeq and is a predicted model, not a curated record. Lineage: Eukaryota; Metazoa; Chordata; Aves; Columbiformes; Columbidae.
AUGGUGACGGGAAUUGCUGCGGAAGUGGAGACGGGCGUUUGUCAGAACCGAUGCAAAGGCAGCGGCGGGAAUUUGUUGGAGUUGCUGCCGAAGUGGCAAUACCAACAGAAGAGACACAACGCUCGACCUCUGGAGCCGUCACAGCGGGUUUCUGAACCAGCUGGUAACUGGAGGCCGUGUAAAUCCCAGCAGAUUCAAAGGCUCCUGCUGUCCCUCCCUCCUGCUCCUGCUCCUGCUCCUGCCCCUGCUCCUGCUCCUGCUCCUGCUCCAGCUCCUGCCCCUGCACCUGCUCCAGCUCCAGCUCCUGCCCCUGCUCCUGCCCCUGCUCCUGCUCCUGCUCCUGCCCCUGCCCCUGCUCCUGCUCCUGCUCCUGCUCCUGCUCCUGCUCCUGCUCCUGCUCCGGCUCCUGCUCCUGCUCCAGCUCCUGCCCCUGCUCCUGCUCCUGCUCCUGCUCCUGCCCCUGCUCCUGCUCCUGCUCCUGCUCCUGCUCCUGCCCCAGCUCCUGCUCCUGCCCCUGCUCCUGCUCCUGCUCCAGCUCCUGCCCCUGCUCCUGCUCCAGCUCGUUCUGCCCCUGCUCCUGCUCCUGCCCCUGCUCCUGCUCCAGCUCCAGCUCCUGCCCCUGCUCCUGCUCCUGCUCCAGCUCCUGCCCCUGCUCCUGCUCCUGCUCCAGCUCCUGCCCCUGCUCCUGCUCCUGCUCCAGCCUCUGCUCCAGCUCCUGCUCCUGCCCCUGCUCCUGCUCCUGCUCCUGCUCCUGCCCCUGCCCCUGCUCCUGCUCCAGCUCCUGCCCCUGCUCCUGCUCCUGCUCCUGCUCCUGCUCCUGCUCCUGCUCCUGUUCCUGCUCCAGCUCCUUCUGCCCCUGCUCCUGCUCCUGCUCCUGCUCCAGCUCCUGCUCCUGCUCCAGCUCCUGCCCCUGCCCCUGCUCCUGCUCCUGCUCCAGCUCCUGCUCCGGCUCCUGCUCCUGCUCCUGCUCCUGCUCGCUCCUGUUCUGCCCCUGCUCCUGCUCCUGCUCCGGCUCCUGCUCCUGCUCCUGCUCCUGCUCCUGCUCCAGCUCCUUCUGCCCCUGCUCCUGCUCCUGCUCCUGCUCCAGCUCCUGCUCCUGCUCCUGCUCCUGCCCCUGCUCCUGCUCCUGCUCCAGCUCCUUCUGCCCCUGCUCCUGCUCCUGCUCCUGCUCCAGCUCCUGCUCCUGCUCCAGCUCCUGCCCCUGCCCCUGCUCCUGCUCCAGCUCCUGCCCCUGCUCCUGCUCCUGCUCCUGUUCCUGCUCCAGCUCCUGUUCUGCCCCCUCCUGCUCCUGCUCCUGCUCCUGCUCCUGUUCCUGCUCCUGCUCCUGCUCCUGCUCCUGCUCCUGCUCCUGUUCUGCUCCUGGUUCUGCUCCGGCUCCUGCUCCAUCUCUCUGCCCCGGGAAGGACGUGCGAGGGGAUUAACAGGGCCGGGGUUUUCCUGCUCUGA